Emiliania huxleyi CCMP1516 is the source of this 711-nucleotide messenger RNA. RefSeq lists its product as hypothetical. Lineage: Eukaryota; Haptophyta; Isochrysidales; Noelaerhabdaceae. The coding region runs from base 1 to 711 and encodes 236 amino acids. The record is from RefSeq and is a predicted model, not a curated record. The transcript has 3 exons.
AUGAGGCUCCUUCUGAUGACCUGCCCGUUGCUGCGACCCGCAUCGCUGCGAGCGGUGCGCGGCCCGUUGCAACUUGCGCGGUCACCCGGCCUCGCCGCGGUCCGGCUCCAGCUCGACGGUCUCGAUGGCCCGUUCGGGUCGGGCGGAGCCGAAUCGCCGUUCUCGUCUGCGUCCGGCGGCGCGCCGCCCUCGGAGAAGCAGGUCGCGUACGCGCAGGCGCUCUCGCUACGCACGCAGCUUCCCAUCCCACCCGAGGCGCUCGAAGACGCGGCCUCAUGCUCCGACUUCAUCAAUGCGGCGCUCGAGCGGGUGCCUCCGACGGAGAAGCAGGUGGCGUUUGCGAUGGAGCUGGCGAGCAAGGCGGGGCAGGAGAUGCCCGAGGCGGUGCUAGAGUCGUCCGCCGCCUGCUCCGCCUACAUCGACGAGCAUCUCAAGGCGCAGGGUGGCGAGGGCGGCGGCGGCGGCAGCAGCUAUGGCGGCGCCAGCAGCCGGCUGGCCGGCGCGCCCUCACAGAAGCAGCUGCUGUACGCGGCGGCGCUGGCGGUGCGCCACCGCGUCGGCCUCUCCUUCGAAGUGCUCUCCUCCAAGGCGGCCUGCUCCGCCUUCAUCGACCAGCACUCGCAGGAGGCGCCGCCCGACUCGCCGCCGCCGCCCGCGGCCGCGCCGGAGGGAGCGUCACCGCUGUUUCGAGACGAGGACAUUCCGUUCUGA